Molecule: messenger RNA, 1971 nt
Organism: Colletotrichum higginsianum IMI 349063
Lineage: Eukaryota; Fungi; Ascomycota; Sordariomycetes; Glomerellales; Glomerellaceae
Product: TAP domain-containing protein
Exons: 3
Coding region: 1-1971 (656 amino acids)
Biological process (GO): poly(A)+ mRNA export from nucleus
Cellular component (GO): nucleus
Molecular function (GO): protein binding; RNA binding
Source: RefSeq, a predicted model, not a curated record
AUGGCGCCUCCACGAGCUCCUCGCAGCAUGACGUCGCAGCCUGCGCGCGACACCCGUAACUCUACUGUUGGGGCCAAGACGUCGCGCGGUGGCGGCAUUCAGAAGCGCCGCGGUGGCAGAACCCAAGUCGACAGGGACGGAGACCUUGACAUGGGUAGCGCCGCCGGAGGAAGUGGCACACGGCGACCAAACAGCAGAGCAGCCCCGGCUGACACGAACAACUCGCGACCUCGGGGAUCAACAAGAUCUGGCGCUCCCUCCGGCAAGCCAGGCUCGAAAGUACACCAAGCGAUUGCCCGACACUUGGACACUGGCGAUGGAAACGAUCUGGUAUCAAGGAGGAAGCCACAGAGCUCUGGCCUCGUCUGGCUGACCGUCAAGGGUCUGAAGGAGAGCAAGGCCGCAAGCAAUGAUGACGGCGGUCUACGUGAUCUGUUGAUGUUCCUGGAGCGAAAAGCCACCACCCUGUCCGGCCGCAACAAAACGGUGCACAUCAAGAAGUCGAGUUUGAGAGGGGACCUGGUCAACAUUGCGGCAAGCAAGGAAGAUGCGGAGGAAAUUCUCAAAGUCAAUACCUUCACGUUUGCUGGAACGCAGUUGGAGAUCUCUGAUAGUGACGGAUCGAUCGCCAAGGCGAACGAAGCAUCCGCGGCAGCGCAAGAGACAAAGCAGAAACUCCAAAGCAUCAUGUCACUCCGUUACGACAUGGAAAACAAGCUCUUGAGACUGGACGCCCUGAACCAGGACGAAGGCCUGAUACAAAUGGGAAUGCUGGAGUCUAAAGACAGAGCCGAGAAGCUCUUCAAGGUCAUGAUGAGGAUUUGCGACGAGCUCUUCAAGACACCCCAAGCCAAGAUCGAUGCCAUCCACAGCAUCAGCCUGGCCAACAAUAACAUCGACACUGUUGCGCAAGUCGAGGAGAUGGCGGAUACGUUCCCCGAUCUCAAGAACCUCGACCUCAGCGGGAACCAGAUCGUGUCUGUCGCGGGCCUGUGGAGAUGGCGCCAGAAGCUCAAGAAGCUAGAGACCCUGUACCUGACGGGCAACCCACUGCCAGUCGCGGAGCCCAAGGUGGUGCUCGAGCUGUUGCACUUCUUCCCCAAGCUGCAGGUCCUGAAUGGUGAGCAAUUGACACCAGAACGGAUUGCGGAAAUCAAGGCAGCAGGUCGACCAAAGCCGAUUCCCCAGCGCGGACCCGACUUCCGUGACGUAGCCGGCAUCGGAGAGGCCUUCCUGCUCGAGUUCUUCCUCGGCUUCGACACGGACCGCACAGGUCUACUAGCCAAGUACUACGACGACAACAGCCAAUUCUCUCUGGCUGUGGACACCCAUUCCGUCAGGGACGAGAAUCUGCCACAGCCGCUCCCCUGGUCUUCAUACAUCAAGCAGUCUCGGAAUCUGAUGAAGAUCACGACCCCAGCCGCCCGAGCCGCGAGGCUCAUCACCGGAAGGGAGGCGACGUGGAACCUCUGGAACGACCUUCCGAAAACACAGCACCCGGACAUCAAGUCGGACAUCAGCAAGUACAUUAUGGACUGCCAUCUCCUGCCUGGUCUCGCCGACCCGACCGGCCAGACCGCCGGCGGAGUUGACGGCAUGAUCAUCUCCGUGCAUGGCCAAUUUGAAGAAUGUGACAAGUCCGGUAAGACGGGUCUCCGAAGCUUUUCUCGCACAUUCGUCCUGGGACCCGGACGACCCAACAGCAACCCCAUUCGCGUCGUGAGCGACAUGCUCUCCCUCAGGGCCUACAACCCGCUCCCCAACAUCUUCGUUGCCGAGGGCCAAGCCCCGUCAGCGCAAGAACAAGAACAGCGCCAGGCCAUGAUUGUCGAACUAUCAAAGCAGACGACAAUGACACCCACAUACUCGGAAAUGUGCCUGUCCGACGUCGCGUGGGACUUCACCAGGGCCUUGGCAGUCUUUCACGAGAAAAAGGCACAAUUGCCAGCCGAAGCAUUCGCCAGCGUCUAG